This is a messenger RNA of Labeo rohita (rohu), 3225 nucleotides long. RefSeq names its product NACHT, LRR and PYD domains-containing protein 3-like. NCBI's taxonomy places the organism in Eukaryota, Metazoa, Chordata, Actinopteri, Cypriniformes, Cyprinidae. Gene Ontology annotation, molecular function: protein binding. The record is from RefSeq and is a predicted model, not a curated record.
AUUUAACAGAGGAUCGGAUGCUGCAGAAGUUUUUGAAAACUCACAAAAUGAACAUGAAGAAAAAAGCAGAACGUAUUUUUGAGUGCAAGAAAGUAAAUGAAGUUGAUCUCAAGGCUGUUUACACAGAACUGUUCAUCACAGAGGGAGAUAUGAAAGAUGUCUAUCAGGAACGUGAGAUUCUGAAAAUUGAUGAUGCUUUCAGGAAGAAACAAACACAGGACAAACCAAUCAAUUGCAGUAAAUUAUUUACAUUAUUAAGGGAAAAUAAUGAGGAAAAGAUUGUGCUGACUAAAGGCAUCGCUGGCAUUGGAAAAACUGUCUCUGUGCACAAAUUCAUCCUGGACUGGGCUGAAGGAAAAGCCAAUCAGGAUAUACACUGUGUGUUCCUGCUCCCAUUCAGAGAGAUUAACAGGAUUAAGGAUAGAAAGUUCAAUCUUCAUGAAUUCCUACUGGAAUUUUAUGAUGAAUUGAAGGGCCUGGAGAAAUCAAAGUUAUAUACAGAAUAUAAACUUGCAUUUAUAUUUGAUGGACUUGAUGAAAGUCGAAUGCCUUUGAAUUUUAAAAGUGAAGAAUUGAAGAUGGUUGAGAAAAGAUCGUCUGUAGAUGUGCUGUUUACAAGUCUGGUGAAAGGCAAGCUGCUUCCAUCAGCUCUUGUGUGGGUGACAUCACGACCAGCAGCAGCCAAUCAGAUCCCUCCUGAGUACGUAGGUUUGUUUACAGAGGUGCGAGGAUUCACUGACCAACAGAAGGAGGAGUACUUCAGAAAGAGAAUCACAGAUGAGAAUCUGGCCUCCAAAAUCAUCUCACACAUUAAGACGUCUCGUAGUCUCUACAUCAUGUGCCACAUUCCUGUGUUCUGCUGGAUCACGGCAACAGUACUUCAAAAUAUUCUCAUCAAGAACAGUGAAGAGAACAUCAGCACAACACUUACUGAAAUGUACAUUCACUUCCUGCUGAUACAGAUGAACAUGAAGAGCCAGAAAUAUGAUGAAAAAGCAGAAAGACAACGCACAAAGCUUUUACAUUCAAAUAAAGAAAUGAUUUUGAAGCUAGCCAAACUAGCAUUUGAACAGCUGAAGCAGGAAAACAUUGUGUUCUAUGAAGAAGAUCUGAAAGCAUGUGGUAUUGAUGUGAGUAAAGACACUGAGUUCACAGGAAUGAUCGCUGAGAUCUUUAAGAUGGAAGAUGGACUUCAUGAGACAAAAGUCUACUGCUUUGUGCAUCUGAGUGUUCAAGAGUUUCUCGCUGCAGUGCAUGUGUUCGUCUGUUACCUGAACAAGAACAUGCAGGAGCUUCAGUUUUUCUUUGACAAGCCAGAAGAAAAUAUCACAUUGCAGAAGCUACUGCAGAAGGCUGUUGAUAAAGCCAUGAAGAGUCAGAGAGGACAUCUGGACCUGUUCCUGCGCUUUCUGAUGGGCAUUUCACUGAAAUCCAGUCAAAACCUGCUCCAAGGCCUGAUCACACACACUGAAGACACCACAGAGAGCAUCACAAAAAUAACUGAAUACAUUAAACAAGAACAAAAUAAGUAUGGUAUCUCAGAUGAAUCUUUAGUUAACCUAUUUUACUGCUUACUUGAGCUCAAAGAUCAUUCAUUAUAUGAGGAAAUCCAGAGUUACCUCAGCUCAGAUGAACAUCCAGGAAGAAACCUCUCAUCUUCAAUGUGCACAGUGUUGACAUAUGUACUGCUCAUGUCAGAGAAGGUGCUGGAUGAGUUCAACCCAAAGAGGUUCACAUCACCUUCAAACUACAAGAGACUCAUCCCAGCUGUGAGAUGCUGCAGAAAAGCAAUGCUGUGUGGGUGUAAUCUCACUGCUCAGUCCUGUGAAAGUUUGUCUUCAGCUCUACAGUCAUCAAACUCUGUCCUGAGAGAGCUGGAUCUGAGUAACAAUGACCUGCAGGAUCAUGGAGUGAAGCUUCUUUCUGAUGGACUGAAGAGUCCAAACUCUAAGCUGAAGAUAUUGAGGUUUUCCAUGUGUAAUCUCACUGCUCAGUCUUGUGGGAGUUUGUCAUCAGUUUUAAAAUCCUCAAACUCUGUCCUGAAAGAACUGGACCUGAGUAACAAUGACCUGCAGGAUUCUGGAGUGAAACAUCUUUCUAAAGGACUGAAGAGUCAAAACUGUCAGCUGGAGAUACUGAGGUUGUCUGGCUGUAUGGUGACAGAGAAAGGCUGUCAUUAUGUGUCUUCAGCUCUGAGUUCAAACCCCUCACACCUAAGAGAGCUGGAUCUGAGCUACAAUCACCCAGGAGAUUCAGGAGUCAAGCUGCUUUCUGAAAAACUGAAGAAUCCAAACUGCAAACUCAAUGUGGAUCAUGGAGGAGAAUCCAGGAUUACAGCAGGACUGAAGAAAUAUGCCUGUUUUCUCACACUGGAUCCAAACACAGCAAACAAUCAACUCAUUCUGUCUGAGAAGAACAGAAAGGUGACAAAUGUGGGAAAGAAUCAGCCGUAUCCUGAUCAUCCAGACAGAUUUGAUGUGUAUGAGCAGGUGUUGUGUAGAGAGAGUGUGUGUGGACGCUGUUACUGGGAGAUUGAGUGCAGUGGACGUGUGGAUAUAUCAGUGUCAUAUAAGAGCAUCAGGAGGAAGGGAAGGGGUGUUGAGUGUUUGUUUGGAUCUAAUGAUCAGUCCUGGACUUUGAGCCGCACUUUCUUUGGUUACUCAUUCACACACAAUAAGAUAGUGACUCUGAUUUUCCCUGUGAUGCCCAUCAUCAGUCGUAGAAUAGGAGUGUCUGAUAUCUAUAGAGUAGGAGUGUAUGUGGAUGAGAGUGCAGGAACUCUGUCCUUCUACAGCGUCUCUGACACAGUGAGUCUCAUCCACACAGUCCAGACCACAUUCACUCAGACGCUCUAUCCUGGGUUUAGUGUUGAUUAUAAAUCAUCAUUGAAACUGUGUUGAUGAAUCAGAAUAGACUGAUGAGAGAUUCUACCCAUAAUGCUUUGAGCUGCUGAUGAAUCAGUAAGAGUGAGAUGUUCUGGAGUCUCUUCAUGAAAUUAAUACUGCAGCUCAACUUCUAACACUCAAAUAACAGUCAGAAUAAAUGUGUGUCAGAAAUCCUCAUAUAGACAGUAACAUCAGCGUGUGAGUCUAUAUUUGUGUUUUUAUUGUCGUGUCUCAUCAAUCAUUAAUUUUAUUAGUGUUAAAACGUCAAAAUGUCACAAUCUUGAUGAAGAUCAUGUAAUUCAUUUCUCUCUAUUGUUUUUGUGCAGAAAUAAUAAAACAA